GCCGGCGCGGCGGCCGCGGUCACGUGGCGUCAGGCCCGGCGGGGCGCCCUUCGCGCAUGCGCGGGGCGGAUGUUAGCGCCGCCGUUAGCGCCGCCAGCGCCUGGGCUCUAUGGGGAGAACAUGGCUCCCUUCCCUGAGGAGGUGGACGUCUUCUCGGCUCCGCACUGGCGGAUGAAGCAGCUCGUGGGGCUGUACUGCGACAAGCUGUCCAAGACCAACUUCUCCAACAACAAUGAUUUUCGGGCUCUUCUGCAAUCUCUGUAUGCCACGUUCAAGGAAUUUAAAAUGCACGAGCAGAUUGAAAAUGAGUGCAUCAUUGGUUUACUUCAGCAACGCAGCCGGACGGUGUACAAUGUGCACUCGGACAACAAACUCUCCGAGAUGCUUAGCCUUUUUGAGAAAGGGCUGAAGAACGUAAAGAAUGAAUAUGAACAGCUAAACUAUGCGAAACAACUGAAGGAGAGACUGGAAGCCUUUACAAGGGAUUUCCUUCCUCAUAUGAAGGAGGAAGAGGAGGUUUUUCAGCCAAUGUUGAUGGAAUACUUUACUUACGAAGAAUUGAAAGAUAUUAAGAAGAAAGUAAUUGCACAACACUGCUCACAGAAGGAAGCUGCUGAAUUCAGAGGUCUUAAUAAGUGGAAUCAAGCUGAAGAGCUUCAGAAGGUCUUUAAAUAUUCUGUGGAUGAGAAGACAGAUCAAGAAACUGAAGUAACAGGGCACACAACAAAUAUUACUAAUCUUCCUCCUGAAGUGAUGGUGACCAUUUUCAGUUACCUUAACCCCCAGGAAUUAUGUCAGUGUAGCCAAGUAAGCGCUGAAUGGUCACAGCUGGCUAAAACUGGAUCUCUUUGGAAACAUCUUUACCCUGUUCGCUGGGCCAGGGGUGAUUGGUAUAGUGGUCCUGCAGCAGAUCUUGAGACAGAACCUGAUGAAGAAUGGGUAAAAAAUAGAAAAGAUGAAAGUCGUGCUUUCCAGGAAUGGGAUGAAGAUGCUGACAUAGAUGAGUCUGAAGAAGCAGCAGAAGAUGCACUUGCCAUUAACAUAGCACAGAUGGAAAAACGUUUACUUCAUGGUUUAAUCCAUAAUGUUCUCCCGCAUGUAGGCUCCUCAGUGAAGACAUUAGUACUGGCCUACAGUUCUGCAGUGUCUAGCAAAAUGGUUAGACAGAUCUUGGAGCUUUGCCCCAACUUGGAAUACUUGGAUCUCACUCAAACUGAUAUUUCAGACUCUGCAUUUGAAAGUUGGUCUUCAGUUGGUUGUUGUCAGAAUCUUCGCCACUUUGAUCUGUCUGGAUGUGAGAAAAUCACCGAUGUGGCCAUAGAGAGGUUCUCCAGAGCUUUGGGUAUCAUAUCGACUCACCAUAACAGAGGCGUGCUGAAAGGCUGCAGAAGCAGGAAUGCUAAGACUUUAUGGAAAAACAGAGAGAUGACUCUGCAGUCCAACAAGAAAUAUAAUUGUUUGCAUGAAAUCAGCAAUGAAAACCUCAUUGAGGGAACAGACAGUAAGCAUCAUUGGACUAAACCUGUCAGCUCUGAAAGCUUCAAUUCUGCGUAUGUGUGGAUGCUAAAUGCAGAUGAUUUAGCUGAUAUCGAAGACGCUGCAGAGUGGAGACACAGAAAUGUUGAAGGAUUUUGUCUUGUGGAGCCAGCAUCCCAUAUUAAUUGUUCUGCAUCUUGCUGCAAUAGAGACAUUUAUGGUUUAAGGACUAGAGGGUGGCAGCAGCACUGUGCUUCUACUGACUUCAUUUACUGCGGUCACUCAUUUUGCUGUGCUGGAACGGCACUAAGAACUAUUCGAGCACUUCCAGAGUCCUCUGCACUGUGUAAAAAACCAACAAGGACUAACCAGUCAGAGGAAAAAGACUUGGCAUACUCUGGCAGUGACAAACCAGAUGAAGAGACUGCACGAGUUCUUCAGUUUCUCAGUCUGUCUGGGUGUUACCAGAUCACAGAUCGUGCUCUCAGGGCGUUGACUUUGGGAGGAGGACUGCCACACUUGGAGCACCUCAAUCUCUCGGGUUGUCUCACUGUAACUGGUGCAGGCCUGCAGGAUUUAGUUUCUGCAUGCCCUUCUCUAAAUGACGAACACUUUUACUACUGUGACAACAUUAACGCUUAUCAGGGAUUGUUUUCGGGGAAGGAGAUAUGUUCUGGGAUCACGCUGGAAAACCCGUCAGUCUUGCAGAACAAAAAAUGGAGCCAACAGCAUGGAAUUUAGCCAUCUUUGAGUAAUAAAGCUACCGUUAUCUUUGAAAUAUAAGGGCUUUACUUUCACCUACCGCCUAUUUUCAGAUAUUUUUUUCUAUAAAUCCUGAGCUUGACGGAGGGCCCAACACAGGCAGCUUCACUCAUGUUCUCUGUGGAGAUCUUGCUGGACUUGUUUGGUUGGCGUGUUUGCAAUUUUCAGACUUCCAUUUCAAGUGCUGGUCUACAUAUAGCUGUUGUACAUACCUCAUGGGGCAGUCACAGCUGUUGCACAGCAGUGAUAUGAUGCAGCUCGUAUGAGCAGAGCCUGUAAACUUGCAUGCAUCUCCAGAUUUAGUUUGUUUACUGUCAGUAUGAUUCCAGUUCUUGGUUUGCAUAGUAACGCUUAGUUUGGGACCUCUGCCUGCUUUGCUCUGUGCUAGAGACUUGGGAGUUAGAUAACGCUCAGCUGCAGCUGAAAACAAAUCUGUGUACGCUCCUCCCACUUGCUGACUUUGCUGGAUGCCUGAAACACAUUUGAUUCAUCAGUCACGUUAAACUCAGUAAGAGAAGUUGAAUGUUUGAGUUACCUCUUGCCACUGAGGAAUUCCUAUUUCCCCGUUUUGUCCUGUUCUGUCCAUCUGUGUUCAGUCUCUGUAUUAUAUUUUCAGUUUUAAAGCCUGUAAUGCAGUCAGCUUCAGGGUUAGAAUGGGGCUCCCUGGUUCCUGUAGUAGUACCUCGUUGCAGCUUUCACAUGUGAUAUAAUUUCUAGUGGUUUUUUAAAAUGUAGUUCUAGUGUGCUGGAAUUAAAGGAAUAGGGCAUUAAUAAAACAAAGUUGUGGCAGUUUCUGAUGAUUCACUCUUCUCUUGUGACUGUUACAAACUUGUUGGUCACAGCUGGCUCUCUCUUCCAGCAGCAAAGCUCUGAACUUUGCAGUUUCUGUUCAGAUUUAUGGACUCCUGUGUGCUGGUUCAUAUAGGGGUGCCUCGUUAUUAGAUUUCUAAGAGUUUGAUCUCUCCAUAAAUUCCGUAGAUAACAAAGGUGCUCUCAUAAUGUUCUGAUGUGUAGCUUCACUGAUAAAGAGUAGCACUUAAGACCAAUAUUAAUUUUAAAUCGCCAUUUAUGUUUUCAAGGUCAACGCUUAAUUUGAUCACUUUCUUGUAAUUCCCUUGUAAUGUGCUACGCUACCAUCAAAUGUGGUAUCUGCUGUUGAGAAUAAAGGAGACUCACUGAGCUGCAGUUCUAAACCCAUGCAACUCUUCCCCCUGCUUUGGGCUGUGGCUUCGCAGUGGUGGCUGUGGAAAUAAAGCAUCUUUCCCUUCCCUCCUUGUGUGUUCCUGACAGCUCCUCUUUGCUGCCUUCCUGAUGUCAGUGUUAGUCUUCAUGUAGCUACUUGGUAAGCGAAAUCAAGAACUGGGGUAGCAGAAGGCCUUUUUCCUUCUCGGAUGGGCUGGGGAUCGGUCCUGCUGUAUAGACCACAGGAGUAUUUCUGCUGCCAAAGGUGAGAGCUGAAGGGAUGUGGUGGCAGCCCCCAGCUAUGCCUUGCUCAAGUGGCUCUUCCACCAUAGUUUGGGUUGGCAUGUAUUCUCUGUGAAAUGCCUUCUUUCUAGAAAACUUUGUAUGCGUUACCGAAACAAAAAUCAAAAUUGACCUUUCUUAGGUUGCCAGACACAUUUAUAUUACCAGGUUUUGAAAACUCUGCAGGCUAUUCAGCAGGAGUAGGUAAACCUUUGUUCUGGGUGACCUGAAGCAUCUGAGUAAUCCGAUGUACAUUUAAAGAGCAUUACAGUAAUCCAGUUUCCAGUAGCUAAACCAGUAAUGUAGACUGCGGCAGGUUAGAUGAGAAUCUGAUUAACUUUGCUUCUCCAGGUGAAUGACCCCAAACCUCAUUUUACUUAAGCACUUCACUGCUAGCACCAAUUAAGUCAUCCCUCAGUGAAAAGCAGGACCCUUCCGAAAGUGGCUCAGCCCUAUUCUGAGACCCGAAGUGAUGGUACUCAACUAUGUACAGUUACUUUUAUAUAGUCACUGUAUUGCUUAUCCUGGUGUGUCAGUGAGGUGGGAUGAAUUGGAGCCCUUGUAUAUCAAGCCCAGAGAAAGUAGGUGAGAGUAUUUCUGCAAGGACUAAAAGCCAUUUGAGCUGAAGUAGGAGACGGUUUGAAAACAAAUUACAGUCCAGUGAGAGCAGUAGCAGAGAGUGGGGAAAACAGAAACUAGGGAGCAAAAGAGUUGUAACCAAAAGUCCGCAGUAGUACAUAAAGCUAGGAAAGCAAAAGCAGUCUCUCUGACUAUCAAAAGCAAGGCAAAUAUAAAAAGAACAAGCUAAGGAUAUUUAAGAGGAGAUCAGUUGACUUAUCAAAAUAUACAAAUGAAAUGACAGCGUGUUAACCAAAUAAUCUUAGUGUUAAAACAACAAUUAAUUUAUUACCCUGUUGCAGUAAGAACAUAAAAUACCCUCAAAAUUAUGGGAAUUGGCUGCAUGCACUGAAAAACAGUACAGGGCAGGAGAUCUCAGGAGCUGUGUUUUGAAAUCUGAGUGUUUCAUUUCAUUGGAGUUCUUCAUCGGAGGCCCUGAAGGUGCUGGCAUGAGGAUUAGACGGGGCAAGAAAUGCAGCAUAGGAAGAGGGUAAGUUGUCACUGUGAUGCGGUUAAUGUAACUUGUGGGUCAGGGCCUAAACAUUCAGGAAAUACGCUUUUCAGAGGAUGCAGUUGACUCAGAAUUUGAAGUUUCUAAGUUCUUAAACUAGCCCUAUAGCAACUUUUAAAAUCUUAAGUAGCUUUCAGUUUUUCAGUUUAAAGGACAGGAAGAAAGAGUGGGGCUUAAUGGUCACUGGGAAGGAACUGGGGAGCUUACACCUCCAAGAGCUUUGCGCUUCAGUGGGUUUUAUCCAGCGUUUCUGUUGCUGUCUUGGUGUGAGAAACGUGGAAUCAAAGCCAAGAUUUUGAAUGGUACUGAACUGCCUUAAAUAAUGACACUAGUGCUGAAGAUUACCUCAGAGACCACCUCAUGAGAUUCAGUAGAGCUGUCUGUAUGGUUAUGUGUCUCAGGAGUGGGCUAAUCCGGGACUGUGUGAAACUGAAUUGAGAGCUGGCACUUGCAACUUGAAUACAGUGACUGUAGAGAGGUGUCAGUGCUAAUUCAGGUCUUUCCUGUUUACAGCAGCAGCUAGAAAGGCCAGCAGUGUUUUCUAUACUAUGAGAGGAAGAGAGUGUUGAGGAAAAAGAGGGUUGCUGCUUGGUCCUGGAAGCUUUAGGGCUCUUGCACAUGGAGCUGCUGCAUGUAGUUCUGUUUUUCUUGCCUUGAGCGUAUAUACUGGAAUUUCAGAAGAUCCUGAAGAGACCUACCAAAGUGUUAGGGAGUAGAACAGCUGUUUUGCAAGGAGAUGCUAAAAAUGCUGGAAUGUUUCAAUCUGGGAAUGAGAAGGCCGAAGGGGAGGAGAUGACUUUUCCCAGAUCUGUGAAGGCAGUAGAUGAGGUGAACGUGGCAGUAACUCACCAAAUCCUGCAGUACUGGAGCUCAGCAGCAGCUGAUGAAAUUAGGCAGUUGAUGUAAAUGACGCACGAUGGUAGUGAACUUCUGUAACUUGGUCCAGUAGGGAAUUGUGAAAGCACUCAGUAGCCAGAGGUUUAAAAAGGCAUUAAACAAAUUCAUGUGUAUCUGAGCCAUAAAUAAAUACCAGAGGGAAUGGGCUUUCGUGUCUAUAGUAUGACAGUAAUGAAUGCUGUGGGAAAUACAGAAGGAAUGAACCACAAGCUUAUAUGGUUUCCCUGAUGUCACUUGCUGUUGCCAGUGCUUGAAGGUAGGGUGCUGGGUUGGAUGGCCCGUUGGUCAGACCUCAGAGGGCAGCUUUUAUGCUCCAGUUACCAGCAUGAGGGAAGAGUGCUUGAGAUGAGCAAUAAACGGAUGGGAAACGAUACCAAAUAUAGUGAAUAUUCCCUUCCUUGGGAUGUUGUGGUUCUAUAAGUUUUGUCACAAGCAUUAUUACUGGAAGUGUGACAGCUGCUUCGAAUUACUGUGAUGUGCUGCUUAGCUGUGGCAGUGAUGAGGAAGGUCAGCUCCGACUUGGAAAACGCUGCACAGAACAUGCUCUGCUAAACCAACUAUUGGGAAGCACCGAGUCUCCUUUUUAAAGAACUUUGGAAGAAGCUUUCAAACUCUAGCUCGUAAGUGAUGUGAAAGACCAAAACGUAGCUCAGGUGAAUAAAAAGAUUUGAAAAGGAAAAUGAGUUUACCUACAAAUUAAAGUAUGACUAUUUUCCUUAAUGUAACCAUUGUCCUUCAUUAUAGCUUCAGAUUUGUUUAUUCGGUCUCAUGCAUGCUAACUUGAUUACUUUGUAGAAUAUUGCUCAUUGGUGUGUGGCGUGAAGCAGAAAACUGCUUUCAAGACACUAGGUUCUGGGGAAUUAAGUACGACUUCAAGUUACUGUUCAAGGGGGAAAGACAAGCCAGACAUGAUGCCCUUAUUCAUGACAUUAUUUUGCUACUUCUAAAUGUAUUCGAUACGCUUCAGAAAGUAUUGCAUUUGUUUCACGUAUGAAGGGGGGGGAGAUGGAUUGUUCUGGUUAGUUCUUUACCAGCUUGCUUGAGUUAGUUAAUUAAAAAUGUGCUGCUGAGUUACGUUGGGUGCCAGAGUUCAGCCAACCCAAAUGCAAAUGUUUGUGUUUCUGAAGCAGGCGUAUGGCUGCAGGAAAUACAAUGCUAUGCUAAUACAUUUAAUAGUUUCUUAUGAUCACUUUUAACCCUUCAAAUUAAAGGGAAAACAGUAAGUGAAGGUAAGUGGAGGUGGGUAGUAUUACAGUAUUGCUUUACACUGUCUGUGCUCACGACUUCCUUUUCGAGGGGCUCAGUUUUAGUUUUUAUGGCUUCUGAUAAAGUACCCUUACUGCCACUGCAGUUUUUCCUUUUGGUCUUCAGAUUUCCAGUCAGAGUACAGGAGCUGUAGCCAACUAUGCCGCGCUCGUGGAAAAACACUUUCCAGACUAAGAACUGUUUCCAUGUGCUGGGUUGUUUUCCGUAAUACCAUGAUGUCAUCCUCUGAAAAAAUAGGAGCUAAAUAUGCAUUGUGAAAAUGUACUUUCAUUUUGAAAGGCAGCUGUGGCAGCUUUCUAAAGUCUGCUGAUUGACAGUUGCUCAUCCUACACCCGUGUUGUUUUGCAUGUUACACUCAUGGGACUAAGCUGUCAGUUAAAAAAAAAAAAAAAAACAACAAAACAACUCUUGGAAAAAAUAACUCUUCCAAGUGAGGCGUCACUGAUAGCACUGGCAGUGUUUCAGGCUUUCACUGUGCUGGAUGAAAUUUUUUGUUUAAGCAAACAACAAAAGAUGUUCUAUGAAUUACGAGGUUAUAAGAAUUCUGAGCCGAAACAAACAGCCUCUCUUCUUCUUUUCACAUUUGUUCUGUCUUUGUGCAGGUCCUCAUGCUGAAACCGCCAGUGGAUGCCAGAAUUUGCAGUGUGGUUUUCGGGCCUGCUGCCGCUCUGGCGAAUGACUGCUGACUUCUGAUCUUUCAGUCUACUUCAUUUAGCUGAGCAGGCUUCCUUUCAUGCACUUUACUUACAGUUUGCAUCUUGUGUUAACAAUCCUUGGAGUGAGAUUUGUUAUACUAGCCUGACCCUGCCCGUAACUUCAAAAUCUUAAUGAUGAGUGUACUGUACAGUGUUGUAACAAUCUCACAAUCCCAUUUGGUUUGAAGGGUGUUGGGUUUUCCUUUACUUUAUUUGGGGAAGAUGGGAAAACAUGCAGAUUUUCUUUAACGCCACUUUCUUCCAAGUUUGGCACUUAAAUAUACUUCAAUGGAAUAUUUUGUGUUAAGUGAAUGGUUUCUUAUUUUUAAUCCAGAAGUACAAUAUAGAGCUCUGCGGCUGAUUUGAAAUGUACUGUUUGCAUUUGGGUAACAAUAAUACAUCUUUAGGAGCCUUGUUUCUCCCCCUUUCAUCUUGAAGUUGUCCUUUAUAUUGCAAAAUUAGGGUAAUUAAUUCCCACUUUCCUUUUGCAUUUGGUUUUGUAUUUGGGCUUGAAAGACAUACUCAAAUAAAACAUUCCCACCAAUAAAAA
Numida meleagris (helmeted guineafowl) is the source of this 8239-nucleotide messenger RNA. RefSeq names its product F-box and leucine rich repeat protein 5 (gene FBXL5). Gene Ontology annotation, molecular function: protein binding. Gene Ontology annotation, biological process: intracellular iron ion homeostasis. The coding region runs from base 70 to 2217 and encodes 715 amino acids. The transcript has 11 exons. Lineage: Eukaryota; Metazoa; Chordata; Aves; Galliformes; Numididae. The record is from RefSeq and is a predicted model, not a curated record.